AUGUUUUUAUAUUUUCUACUAUUAGGAAUAUUUCCAGAAUUUUCCGCUCAAAAAGUCGGCGGAAACGAGCCGCUGAUCGUUCCGACUGGAGGGCCGAGGGCGAUUUUCCCAAAUUUAAUCACUUCGGACAAUUUCCCACUUUUCCCAUUCACCGAUCAGUUCAACACGGGUUUCGAGUUGAAUCCAGCGAAUAAAGUGGCCCUUUCAGGGGACAUGAAUUUCCCGGUGCCCGGCUGGGGAAACGUGGAUUUGGACGGGAAUCUCUACUCCGGAAAUAUUAACACCGAUUUCAAAAUUGGUUAUCAAUUCCGUCCCACGAACCACCUACACAUCAAGCCGGAAACGUUGGCAUUGUUAGGGCAAAAUCCGGCUUUCCGAGAGGCUAGACGAAAAGCUCAAGAAGUUGUGGUUGGUCGGAUCCCUUACGGAUAUGAACCGAUCAAAUGCAAGCCACCAUAUUGUAAUCCAUUUGUUCAUUCGGGAGCGGUUGCUGUUGAAUUUGAGCCAGGAGACGAUUCUUUCUUUAUUGGCGGUCUCGAUUUCCCGCUUCCGAUCGGCGAAAUGGGACAAGGAGUCCGCUUCCCAUUGUCGGGCGCUGUUGAACAGGGAACUUCUCCAUUCGCUUAUGCUCACGGUGAUGCGUACAAUCCGGUUUCUAUGUGGGACAUGGAGAAAAUGGAAGAUGACACGAAACCGAUCAAUAUGAAAAGGAGAGCGCCGACAAAAAAGUCUGCUUAUACGGCUGAGGAAAAGAAAGCUUUCUACCACAAAUUUUUCGGCCGCGAAAUGGACGAUCUCGAGAAAAAGGGGAAUAAGAUCGAUUUCUCU
Messenger RNA from Mesorhabditis belari, 828 nucleotides. The record is from the annotation of a GenBank genome assembly. Lineage: Eukaryota; Metazoa; Nematoda; Chromadorea; Rhabditida; Rhabditidae.